GCGAAGCCCAGCCGGGGCGAAUAACAAGCUGGGGCUCUCUACAAAUACACAGCUGGCCAGCGUCUGCCCCUGCUUCUUCGCACUCACACGUCCAGCAUGGCGUGGACAAAGUACCAGCUCUUCCUUGCGGGACUUAUGCUCACCACCGGCUCUAUCAACACCUUAUCAGCAAAAUGGGCUGAUAUGUUCUCGGCUCAGGGUUGCCAUAAUGAGCCCAGUCACGAGUUCUCUCACCCGUUUGUACAGGCAGUGGGUAUGUUCCUGGGCGAGUUCAGUUGUCUUGCCGUCUUCUACAUCUUGCUUUGCCAUGACAGACGUAGCCCAGAGCCCAAGAUGAACCCAGGCCAGAGCUUCAACCCGUUCCUCUUCCUCCCUCCUGCCCUGUGUGACAUGACUGGGACCUCCCUCAUGUAUGUUGCUCUGAGCAUGACAAGUGCCUCCAGCUUCCAGAUGCUGCGAGGAGCUGUCAUCGUCUUCACCGGUCUGCUAUCAGUGGCGUUUCUGGGCCGCCGCCUGGUGGCCAGCCAGUGGCUUGGCAUCCUUAUCACCAUCCUGGGUUUGGUGAUUGUGGGCCUUGCCGACUUCCUCAGCAAGGGCCAGGGUGACCAGCACAAACUCAGCGACGUCAUUACUGGAGAUCUUCUGAUCAUUAUGGCUCAGGUCAUCGUUUCUGUGCAGAUGGUCCUAGAGGAAAAGUUUGUCUACAAGCAUGAUGUCCAUCCUCUGCGGGCUGUGGGAACUGAGGGGUUCUUUGGUUUCUUCAUCCUGUCGCUGCUGCUCAUCCCCAUGUAUUUCAUCCCCGUGGGCAGCUUCGCCAGCAACCCUCGCCACGUGCUCGAGGAUGCACUGGACGCUUUCUGCCAGAUCGGCCACCAGCCCCUCAUCCUGCUGGCGCUGCUGGGCAACACCGUCAGCAUCGCUUUCUUCAACUUCGCCGGCAUCAGCGUCACCAAGGAGAUCAGCGCCACCACCCGCAUGGUGCUGGACAGCCUGCGCACGCUCGUCAUCUGGGUGGUGAGCCUGGCGCUGGGCUGGGAGUCGUUCCACGGCUUGCAGGUGCUGGGCUUCAUCGUCCUCCUCGUGGGCACGGCGCUUUACAACGGACUGCACCGCCCCCUGCUGGCCAGGAUGCCUUGCUGUGCAGGAUUAGUGGACACAGAGGAAGACAGCAGCCUGGCAGAAAGAGAGAGGCUGCUGGAUGAGGGAAGGGUCCAGGCCAAUGAGGAAAGCUAAACUUUUCAGGUCGACCCUGCACAGACAGCAUGACAGCAUAAUGUCUGUCAUGGACAUUACACAUCUCCCACAAUGCUGUCAGUGACAAUCGUUUUUUACGUUUUGUUCACACCUCAGAUUUUAACUGACUUCUUCUUAUCUUUGCACUGCAUUCACACCUUGAUAUGGUGAGUGGGAGUGUGCUAGCUCUUGUAAAGAGACAGAUGGCAUGGAGAGUGGUGGGAGGGAGUUGUUGCAUUGCAUACGGGUUUCCAUUGGCUUGACUAAUUUUACAGAUGAAGUUUUUUGUUAUAUCCUCCUGAAACAAAGGAAAAAUAGGUUUUUAGCCAGUGUCAACUGACGUUUUGAGCUGUUUUUUUUAUUGGAAAAAAAGGCUUAGAAUAAGUUUUUAGUGUUAUAUAGAGCUUACGAACCAGCACGGCUUUGUGAAAAUAGCUGCCACAGAAGUUAAAAAUCAAUAUUAAAAUCACUGUAAUGUUUCAUAUAAAUUGACUUACAUGUGAAAUAUUUGGGUAAUUCUCAUGUUUUAGAUAAUAAUUUUGAUAUUUUUAAUGGGACCUUUUCAGAUGGUACUGUAUGCAAUUUUUAUGUAUUUUAGGUAUGUUUUUAUUUAAUGUUGAUUUUGCCAAAAUGGCUGACAGUGUGGACAUCAUACAUUGAAUACCAAUUCUCAGCCUUGAGAAGGCCCCACAUUGAUGUUUCCUUGUAGAUAUUUUUUUCAAGAUCCCCUUUGUAAUCUUCAUUUAGAAGAAGCACAAAGGUAUUUUCUUAUUUCAGUUUGUUUGACUGCAUGAUCAGAUAUAUGCUGGAAAGCAGCUUGUAAGAAUACUUAUGUAUAACUGUGCUCAGGUCCACUGAUAAAUUUUUUUGUUUAUGUGUCCAUGUACCAAGAGGUCUGAGCUCACAAGUAUUGAUAAUACACUAAGUGAUUUGCACUUGACAUUGUAAACCUUACUUCUCCCACAACACUCAGUUGUCUAGCUAAGAUUUUUGUUGUAACAAAAAGGAAAAAGGGAACUGUCAUUAAAUCACAUGUGCUGUAAACGAUAUUGAAUGGAUGUAAUGAACAAAGGAAUGGGGAAGCUCUCAAAAAUAUAUUUCUAAAACAA
This is a messenger RNA of Myripristis murdjan (pinecone soldierfish), 2342 nucleotides long. It is a transcript of the gene slc35f6, whose product is annotated as solute carrier family 35 member F6. The record is from RefSeq and is a predicted model, not a curated record. Gene Ontology annotation, biological process: transmembrane transport. Gene Ontology annotation, cellular component: intracellular membrane-bounded organelle; membrane. Gene Ontology annotation, molecular function: transmembrane transporter activity. The coding region runs from base 97 to 1233 and encodes 378 amino acids. The transcript is spliced from 6 exons. Lineage: Eukaryota; Metazoa; Chordata; Actinopteri; Holocentriformes; Holocentridae.